AUGGCUUUCUUCAAACACGACUUUCACUAUGACGAGGGAGAGCACAAGCAGGAGGUCGAAAGAAUAAGGCAUCAGCAGUCUAUCCAGAAGGAAUGGCUGGAUCAGCAAAUAGCUGAGAAGGCGCGGCUCAACCAGGAGGGCAGACGUGAUGGGCGCAUAAAUCACGAGGAGUAUGAGCACUUCGAGGAAAGAAGGAUUGCGAGGUUCAAGUACAAUCUUAUCCGAAGAAUCGUGGAGAACUGGUCAUCUGUCACCAGUUUUGAUUGGGCAGAGGCCAACCAGCUGGCACAAGUCGAUUCCAAAUUUAAGGAAGCCUUGGAGGCGGCUAAGGCAAAUCACGAAGCCAAGGAGCGUAGCAAAGCACAGAGACAGGAAGAGUUGCAAAAGAUGCAAUUGGAAAGGCUUGAGAAAGAGAAGGAAAGCGCGCGAAAUCGCAACGCAAACCUAGGGUUUGACAUUGACGACCCAUACUCCAAGCUCAUCAACGCUAGCAGACCUACUCAGGCUGCUCUGUCUAGGCCGCAUGGCGAUGCUAAUGAGGGUAUGCAAGCACAAGUGCGAGCACAAGAGCAGGAACAGAUGACUGUUCGUUCGGGAUAUGAUUCGGCAAAGUCUAACAACUCUAAGGCUGUGGUACUUCCACCACUAAAGACCGCGCAAGCACGAGCAGCAACUCCAGCCUCGGGCUCGACUUCACUGCAGUCGGAGCAACAAAUUCAGGGUCUCGGUGUAAACGCCGAACAGUAUUCACCGGCCUACAAUGCACCGAUAGGAAUAGGGUAUCCUGCGCUUCCCCAGCCUAUCUAUCUCCCCCAGCCGCCUCAGCCUGUUCAAAUUAUAGCUCCGCCACAGUCCAAUCACUCCGAGAUGAAAGCCCUGUUGGAGAUUCUUCAAGAGCAGAAGAAGGGCAUUCUUCAGAAUGACGCAGACGUACAUGUGGAGAAGAUGUUCGAGUACUUUCAAUGCAAACUCCAAGAAAUAAUUGCAUCUAAUGAAAAAAACAUAGAGGCUGCCGUCUGUGAUGGUGUACGAAAAGAGUUAGAGGAAAAGCUGUCAGAUCUACGACUUCUCAUGAGCAAUAUAGAGCAGAAGAGACUAGAAUCAAAGGAGAAGAAGACAAGGACCGCUUGUGCUAUAGAAAGACCACAAGAGCAGGUGGACGCAGAAACUUCUAUGUCCCCUAAAGAGCAUGGCCCUACUAAGCCAUCAAUUGCUAUCAGCCAGGCACCAAUUCCACGCAGCCCGGAGGCAGACACGCGUCAGAGUUAUGGCAAUGGCCACUAUAAGUAUCAGCAGCUGUCCCUUGAUGACCCUGUCGAUAAGAUAGUCACAGUCUUGAAAGAACGGAACGCAAAUAGGAAGGUGGCAUUAAAACUGAGAAAGAUAGACGGUGAACCGCCACAAGAGCCACCAGACAAAGCCAAGUCUACGCCCCUAUCUGCACUUGCUGCAGACGGCGAUGCAGUUAACAUAGCCAAUCAACCGACCGUCAAUCCCAAGUUAAAGUCUAUUCUCAAUCACUUAACUGAACUGGAACAGGGGGAAUCAGGUUCUCUAGGGCAGAAGGCAGAUUGUAGUGGCCUGCUGUCUGCCACAGAGUUUAUAAACAGAGUCCUGCAGGAUUUAAAAGACUCUGGCAAUCCAGCCUCUCCGUGA
Giardia duodenalis is the source of this 1656-nucleotide messenger RNA. RefSeq lists its product as uncharacterized. Bases 1 to 1656 code for a protein of 551 amino acids. Lineage: Eukaryota; Fornicata; Diplomonadida; Hexamitidae. The transcript has a single exon. The record is from RefSeq and is a predicted model, not a curated record.